GAGAGCGGUGCUCGUCCCUCUGGACAGCAAGAGGCAGAGAGCGAGGGAGACAAAAACCUCUCAGAGAACAAAAAAACGGAAGAGAUUGAAAAAGAAAAGUGGAACCAGAGAACGAACCUGUGGUGGCUUUUGCAAGCAAGCUCGCCAAGUGUGUACGAGAACGGAUCCAGUGCGCUCACACACACACACAGCAGCCCUCAGACAGCCACACAGUCAGCCGUGAUGCGUGUGUUGUCGGUACUCCUGCCCCUGCUGCUCUGCAUGGUGGUGGGUCUGAACCAGGUCAGGGCCGAGGUACAGGCGGUGAAGCUCUGUGGGAGGGAGUUUCUCAGGGCUGUUGUCUACACCUGUGGAGGCUCCCGCUGGAGAAGACUCCUCAGCGAACCGGAACAACUUGAGGACAUUGGGGAGCAGCCUCUGAGCAGCAUGGAGGACCUAAAGGCCAGUCUGGGGUCAGAUUUCAGCAGACGGGAUGUAAAAAACAUGCUGACCACUGUGUGCUGCCAGUUGGGCUGCAGUAAGUCCGACCUCACCUACCUUUGCUGAGACCCCAGUGGUUUUCUGGUCUCCCUCACCCGCCUCCAAAACAGACUUCCAGCAGGCAAAGUGGUGGAAUAUAUUUCAUUGCAAAACAGUUUUGCUUGGUGGUCUCACUCUCUUCCUCUCAAAACCUGUCCUGCUGCCUUAUUCAGAGCAUAUUUUAUUUUGUAGUUGAUAGAAGGUUCUAGAAAAACAAACUGCGGAGCAUUAUAUUAUCCACUGUUUCAGCACAAUACUUAGAAUAAUCAAAAAUCUAGGUUAUGAAAUGUGAGCUUUUAGAGCAACUUUUGGGUAUCGUAGAUCAGGUGUUUGGCAAAUAGUAACAGUUAAGCUAAACUUUCAUUUGUCGUGUUGAUGACAUUGUAUCAGAGUAGGAUCUGUAUUUCCUGGAAAGUUAGAACCAAAUUGGAAUUUAGGGACUUUUAUGUAACUUUGAAAAUACUAUCUUGAUUAUACCGUAUAUUUUGCUAACCUUUGUCUAAUAAAUAU
Molecule: messenger RNA, 1029 nt
Organism: Esox lucius (northern pike)
Lineage: Eukaryota; Metazoa; Chordata; Actinopteri; Esociformes; Esocidae
Gene: insl5a
Product: insulin-like 5a
Exons: 3
Coding region: 223-546 (107 amino acids)
Cellular component (GO): extracellular region
Molecular function (GO): hormone activity
Source: RefSeq, a predicted model, not a curated record